Molecule: messenger RNA, 10245 nt
Organism: Amyelois transitella
Lineage: Eukaryota; Metazoa; Arthropoda; Insecta; Lepidoptera; Pyralidae
Exons: 12
Coding region: 1-10245 (3414 amino acids)
Source: RefSeq, a predicted model, not a curated record
AUGGAGGGGGGCGUGGAGGGGAUGGUGGCCGUCAUCAGAGGUCUCCAGGACACUGGGCUAGCUGUGACCCUGAUAAACGGCGAGCUCAACACUAGGGCUAGUGUCUAUGCGCCAAGGGCGGUGUCUCCGUUACCUUCUCAACCGACGCGCAACACUGACGGCACCAACACUAAUGUACUGCGGACGAACAUUGGCGCCCAAGCGUGUGACGGCAGAUACACAAGUAGCUACCAGCUAGCCCACUGCAACCAGAGACCGUCUUCUCCGCCAGUUCUGCCACCAGAAUUUCCAUUGAGGAAGGACGUACCAAAAAGUAAGCACAUUAUCUUCAAGCCGCGAGAUUCCAGUAACUUCGAAGUGGGUUGGAAGCCGUAUGGUAUGAAUGAGCUACCAUCGAGCAGUCUUCGGGCAGCCGGCUCCACAACUCCUUACAGAUCCACCUUCCACUAUCCCGAUAGAGGUCCCCCAUCAUUCGAGAACAAAGCAUCGGAUACCUUCGCGGCGUCCCUCAGGAGAUAUUCCAUGUCACCAGAUAGGACUCUAUCUGCUGAGCUGGUCCAAAAGCUGAUUAGUUUCACUGUUAACAAGAAUAAUGCAAACUCGAAAGCUUCUACCACGCUCAAAGAGAAAAUCGAAGUUGUGAAGAAGAGAUUUAAAGAUAAAGACGUACAAACUUACACUCGGAGCAGACCGAAAAAGGAGGGGGUGAUAGACGUGGCUAAGGGGAAGUCGGUUAAGCGGAUGAGGACGCGAUCUCCCGUCAAAGAUAGCAGAUAUAAGAGGCACAAUGACGGCCAAUUGAACGAAACAUACGAUUACCUCAAAUCCAACACCCCCCGGGUCCGCUGUCUAUCCCCAGAGGUGAGGUACCUCAGCGAUGUGUCCAGAUGUAUCAAGGAGACAAUAAGGCAAAUAGUUGACGGCCAACCUGAGGUGUGCGCUGAAAUGCACAACCGUUAUUUAGCGCACAGAAAGAAAUGUCCGCCCAAGGGAUCCAAGCAGGUCGGCGAAAGCAGCCAAUCCCGAGAUUUUGAAGGCAAAAGUGGCGAAAAUCUAGAGGAUUCAGCUGUAGACACCUGUUUGCCUACCUGUCCACUCAUGACUGCUCCGUGUUGCUACUGCAGCAAAGAAUCAUCACUCACCAAACGAGACUCGAAAGAAGAGUUCGGUCAAAAAGUGUCAGAAAAAAUCGGUACCUGGCUUCUAAAUAUACCCGCUCAUGCAAAUAUUAGUUUAAGUGAUAAACAAAAAAGAAUUGACAUGAUUGAAAAUCUAGCAAAUGUUAUAGCUAGCUUAAAAGAUGAUGAUGAUAUUGAGGAGAAAGCCAGAAAGGAGAUCGAUAAAUGUCUUGAUAGAUUGCCUAUGUGGCUACCUAGUGCGAAAUCUGAAAGGGAUGGGUUCAAAAAUCUUAUCGCUAAUAAUUUGAUGAAUAAACUGAAACAAGUUUUCAAAGGUUCCGAUAAGUUUGACGAUGAAAUCAGUAACUGGGUUGACAAAAUCAGAUUCAAAAGUAGAGAUAGUUUAGGGGAGGUGGUUGACAAGGACAAUAUAGCUAAUAAUAUUUCGGACCGAAUAAAAUCCUCAGUUCUUGAAAAGCAUGACCAGGAUGAUUUUCAAGAAGUGUUGAAAAAAGAAAUCGUUCAGUUACUGGAAGAAUUGCCAAUAGUUGCUGUUGGAGACAAAGAACAAUUUAUUGAUCAACUAGCUGACAAAUUGACUAACACGAUUAGUAAAAUACCUGUAAGUGAGAUGAAGUAUAAAGGUGAUGAAUUCGACAAUAAGAUUUCAAAGUGGAUGUCAGAUAUCAAAUUUAAAAAACGAGACAGUGAAGGUAAUCUUGUCGAUAAACGUAAUAUUAUUGAUAAAUUUUCAGAAAGAUUAAAGUCACUGGCUCUUGAAAGACCAAGUAAUAACGAAGAAUAUCAUGAAUGUUUGAAAAAUGAAAUUAUUGAUAUACUUGGAGAGUUACCUUUAGAAACAAGUGAAAAUAAAGAACAAUAUAUAGAUAAACUAGCAAGCAUAUUAACGGACGAAAUUAAGAAAAUUCCUGCCAGUAAAAUAAAGCCCAAACGUGACAAAUUUGAUGAAAUUAUUUUACAAUGGAUUGGCGAUGUCAAAUUCAAGAAAAAAGACAGCCAAGGAAUCGUCGUAGAUAAAAAUAAAAUUGCCGAAGAAUUUUCAGAGAGAUUAAAAUCUUUGGCUACUGAACGCCCAGAAGAUGACAAAGAAUACCACGAAGCCCUGAAAAAUGAAAUUGUCGACAUUCUUGAAAAAUUACCAGUAGAAACGUUUGGCAAUAAAGAACAAUUUAUAGAUAAGCUAGCUACAAAUUUAACAAAUGUGGUUAAGAAAAUUCCAGUUAGUGAAAUAAAGCCCAAAGGAGAUAAAUUUGAUGACAAAAUUUCACAAUUCCUAAAAGGUGUCAAAUUUAAAAAGAAAGAUAGUUCGGGUAACGUUAUAGAGAAAGUGGAUAAACGACAAAUAGCAGAUCAAUUUGCUGAGAGAUUGAAGUCGAUUGCUAUAGAGAGACCAGAAGAUGACAAAGAAUAUCACGAAGUACUAAAAAAUGAAAUUGUUGAUAUCCUGAAUGACUUGCCAAUUGAGACUUUUGGAGACAAAGAUAAUUUUAUUGACAAAUUGGCUACGAAACUUACUAAUGUAGUGAAAAAAAUACCAGUCAAUGAAAUCAAAACUAAAGACGAUAAGUUUGAUGAUACGAUUUCACAAUGGAUCAAAGAUAUCAAAUUCAAGAAACAGGACAGCCAAGGAAAUAUUAUUGAUAAACAAAAAAUAGCCGAAGAAUUUUCAGAUAGACUGAAAUCAUUGGCAGCUGAUAGGCCGGAAGAUGACAAAGAUUAUCACGAAGCACUGAAAAACGAAAUAGUCGAUAUUCUUGAAACUUUACCGGUAGAAACUUUUGGAAAUAGAGAUAAGUUCAUAGACAAGCUAGCCACGAAAUUAACGAAUGUCGUUAAAAAAAUGCCUGUCAGUGAAAUCAAACCCAAAGGAGAUAAAUUUGAUGAAAAAAUUUCUCAAUGGAUGGAAGAUAUUAAAUUUAAGAAAAAAGAUAGCUUGGGCAAUGUCGUAGAGAAAGUAGAUAAAGGACAACUAACAGCUCAAGUUGCUGAGAGAUUAAAGUCAAUUGCUAUUGAGAGACCAGAAGACGACAAAGAAUAUCACGAGGCACUAAAAAAUGAGAUUGUUGAUAUCCUUAAUGACUUGCCGAUUGAGACUUAUGGAGACAAAGAGAAAUUUGUUGACAAAUUGGCCUCUAAACUUACUAAUUUUGUGAAAAAAAUACCCGUCAGUGACAUCAAAACUAAAGGUGAUAAAUUCGAUGACAAAAUUUCGCAAUGGCUGGGAGAUAUUAAGUUUAAGAAAAAAGACAGUUUGGGUAACAUAGUUGAUAAGGGAAAGAUCGCUGAUACAUUUUCCGAAAGAUUAAAAUCUAUAGCCAUUGAGAGACCAGAAGAUGAUAAAGAAUAUCAUGAGAUUUUAAAAAGGGAGAUAGUUGAUAUUCUUGAAGAUUUACCUAUUGAAACAUUCGGUGAUAAGGAACAAUACAUUGAUAAACUGGCCACUAAACUCACAAAUGUAGUAAAAAAAAUACCCACCAGUGUAAUCAAACCUAAAGGUGACAAAUUCGAUGACAAAAUUUCGCAGUGGCUGGGAGAUAUUAAGUUUAAGAAAAAAGACAGUUUGGGUAACAUAGUUGAUAAGGGAAAGAUCGCUGAUACAUUUUCCGAAAGAUUAAAAUCUAUAGCCAUUGAGAGACCAGAAGAUGAUAAAGAAUAUCAUGAGAUUUUAAAAAGGGAGAUAGUUGAUAUUCUUGAAGAUUUACCUAUUGAAACAUUCGGUGAUAAGGAACAAUACAUUGAUAAACUGGCCACGAAACUCACAAAUGUAGUAAAAAAAAUACCCACCAGUGUAAUCAAACCUAAAGGUGACAAAUUCGAUGACAAAAUUUCGCAGUGGCUGGGAGAUAUUAAGUUUAAGAAAAAAGACAGUUUGGGUAACAUAGUUGAUAAGGGAAAGAUCGCUGAUACAUUUUCCGAAAGAUUAAAAUCUAUAGCCAUUGAGAGACCAGAAGAUGAUAAAGAAUAUCAUGAGAUUUUAAAAAGGGAGAUAGUUGAUAUUCUUGAAGAUUUACCUAUUGAAACAUUCGGUGAUAAGGAACAAUACAUUGAUAAACUGGCCACUAAACUCACAAAUGUAGUAAAAAAAAUACCCACCAGUGUAAUCAAACCUAAAGGUGACAAAUUCGAUGACAAAAUUUCUCAAUGGGUGGCAGAUAUUAAAUUUAAGAAAAAAGAUAGUCAAGGAAAUUUAGUUGAUAAACGAAAGAUUGCUGAUACUUUCACCGAAAAAUUAAAAUCUAUAGCUAUUGAAAGACCAGAUGAUGAGAAAGAAUUGAAACCUAUAGCCAUUGAGAGACCAAUUGACGAUGAUGAAUAUCAUGAUUACUUAAAAAAUGAAAUAGUUAAUAUUCUAAACGAGCUUCCUAUAGAGACUUUCGGGGACAAAGGAAACUUUUUAGAGAAGCUAGCUAAUAAACUGACUAAUUUAAUCUUGAAAAUACCCGCCAGUGAAAUUAUGCCGAAACCAACAGGAAUUGAUAUAAAAAGUUCAUUUCAAGAUAAUAUUGUUAAUUGGCUAAAAGGUAUCCCAGAACUUUCUAUAAUUGGUAAUAUUAAUGAUAAAGGUAAUAAAUUAUUGGUAGAAAACUUGACAAAGAAAUUACAAACAAUACAAUCAAAAGGGAAAGACAAUGAAAGUGUAAAAAAAGAAAUGGAUCGGGAGAUUCAGGAUUGGAUGCAAGCAGCAUUAACAAAGCAGGGUGAGCAUAUUAAUUAUAAAACCAAAAGCAUGUUGUCAGACAAAUUGAUAAGGCAAUUAAUGAACACUGUAAAUGGUGCAAAAAAAGUAAAAAUUCAGACUGAUAAACAACCAUUUACUGAAGAUAUCUCAGAGUGGUUGAAAUAUAUACCACAGCUAUCAGGUGACCAAUCAGAGCAGACAAAAAUGAUCAGUGAUCUUGCAACAAGGAUACAAUCAUUUACAUCCGGAAAUAAAGAUGACAAAAAAGGUUUACAGAAUGAAAUUAUGAGUUGGCUGUCCAGUGAAACUGAGAAAAAAGGUAUGCGUAUAGAUUAUAGAACUAAAGAAGAACUGGCGAAUAAACUUGCUGAACAAUUAUUCCAUUCUAUGGCAAAAGAUAGAUUCAGUGUUGGGGUUCAAGGGGAAGAAGAAACGAGUAGAUCUGGUGCAGAUUAUAAAAAUGAAUGUAUGACAGAAAUACAAAGUUGGCUUGAAAAUAUACCGGAACUAUCUGGUACUAAACAACAGAAUGACAAGAUGGUUCAAAAUUUAACAAAAAAAAUGGAAGAACUGCAGUCUAAUGGUCUGAAAGAUAAAGAUGAAAUUCAGGAUGAGAUCACUGAUUGGUUAAAUACUGAAUUGGAGAAAAAAGGUACAAAACUUGACUUAAAAACUAGAAACAAUUUGAUUAGUCAACUUGCCGAUAACAUUGCUCAUAUCAAUCCACCGCAGCUAUCCGAUGAUGAAUUUAAACAUAAAAUUUACACUGGAAUUUGGAAUGAGUUGAAAAAAAUACAUGAUAUAGAAAAAUCUGAAAUCAAUGAAGAAUUAAUAAGACAACUUUCAGAAAAGAUGAAGUCCAUAUUGAAACAACAUGAUGACCAAAUAUCUGAUGAAAAUAUCCGAAAGGAAAUAACGGACUGGUUGGACGAUUUCAUUUAUACAACUGGCAUAAAACUUGAGUCUAAAAUUAAAAACAAACUUACAAAUGAUUUGAUAUCUUAUAUGAAGAAUGUUCUUAACCCACGGGCCAAACAUGAUAAAAUGAAACAAACAAUUUCAAGCGAAGUUUCAGACAUUAUAAAUAGUGAAACAUUAAAACUUAGCCCUAAAGAAAAGAAAAAUGUUGAAAGGAGAGUUUCAAAAUUUUUUGCUGAAAAUAUUGAUAGUUUGAUGUCUCCUGAUAACGAAAACAUUAAGUCCAAUAUAUUGAAAAUUUUGGGCCAAGAAACAAAUAUUUCAGAGGAAGAAGCCAAUCGAUUAACAGAAAAAAUAAUCAGCAAUGUGAAAAGAAUACCUUUGAGUCGUAAAAUUUCCCUUAAAGCUGAAUAUCCUGAUGGAAUAAAAGAAGUUAUACGAGGAAAUGUUAAAAAUGCUCUUAGAGAUUAUAAUAUUAGCAACGUCAACGAAAUCCAAAAAAAUAUAACGGAUUUGCUCGAAGAUCUAGUUUUACACGGUGUAGAUACUAAAACGACUAAGGAAAGAAUAUUCGAGUUACUUAAUUCCACAAACUUGCCUGAAAAUGAUGCUAAAGACCUAAGUUCAAAAUUAACUUUGCUAGGUUUAGAUUUGUCCUCCAUACGUGACGAAACGGCAACUUUACCAUCUGAAUUAACUCUUUUAGAAAAAGACAUGUUUCAAACAAGUGCUUUUAAAGAAAUAACGGAUUUCAUGGAGGAAGUGUUCGGUGAAAUGGAUCCGAAAUACAAGCGAAAAAUUCAAAUAGCUGCACAAAAACUUGUUGAGAGAUUAAGCGAUAUUAUGUCAGAUCGAAAUAAAUCAAAACAGGAUAAAGACAAUGUACUCAAAUCUGAAGUUUCAAAUUUUUUGAAGAGUUUCUCAAUUCCCGUUGAAGAAUACGGCCCUAUUCUUGAAAAUCAAUUACAAAAUAAAGCUGUUACUUCUACCCCUCGCGGGUCCAUGCAGGAUUUACCAAUAUAUUCCAGAAAAACAGGGCUUUCCUUUGAAUAUGAUUAUGUAUCUGAUUUAGAUAAUAUUAUAAAAAAUUGGAUUCGUAAUUUAUCUAUUGAAAUAGGUGAUGCAAGUCUUGUUGAUGAUAUUGCAAGAGGAUUAGCCACCGACAUAGCUGACAGAACAAAAUACUUAAAAAGUCAUGCUAUUAAGCAAUCUGAAGAUGAUAAAUUAGAAUUUUUAAAAUAUCAAAUAUUUAGAGCUUUAGGAAAAGUAGUAGAUGAAAACAAGUUAGCGUCAAUAAUGAAACAAAUUGUACCAUUAUACCGUAAAAUGAAUGAUAUCGCAUCGGCAAUGAACAUUCUACCUCAAACACCAAUUGAUGAUGAACGACUACAACAAGAUACUACUCAAUUUUUGGAAGAAAAUUUAUACAGUGGUAUUACGGAUUGGCUUAAAAGUCUGCCUUUAUAUCAACGAAGAAAUUCCAAUGAGAAACGUAUUCAAGAAAAUGUUGUCAAAGAUCUAAUCAAAGAUCUUAAAAACAUAAUUCUUACAGCUAAGGAUGAUGCAAAUAUAGAUAUAGAAAUGUUGCAAGCAGCGAAAAAUCAUAUACAAAAGUUUCCAAUGGAUCAAAAUUCAAAUUCCGACAAUGCAUACAUUGAAAAAGUUGCAGCACAACUUGUUGAUUAUUUGAAUAAUAUGCAGUUAUAUCAAAAUGUUUCAUCGAGACAAUCUACUAGACCUCUAGAAUAUUUGAUCUCUACAGUCAAUGAUUGGUUAGAUUCUAUUCCUUUAGACACUUCACAUAUUAGUCCGAAUCAAUUAGAAACAUUAAAAAUGAAUAUUUUGAAACGGCUUAAUCAAUUAAAAGAUAACAUUCAAGAAAAUGAACAAAUUAUUAAAGAUGAAAUACUACUCUUUCUACAAUCGUUGCCUUUAAAUCUUAUUAAGAUAAAAAAUAAAAACUUCGUGCAAAAAAAAGCUGAUGAAUUGUUUAAGAAUAUUUUAGGAACCCCUUUUCUUACUAGAUCUGCAAGACCGACAAUUGGUAGGGAUUUGGUUGAAUCUGCUGUGCAAAAUUGGUCAAAAAAACUACCUUACAAACCAGGCUCUACGCCUGAAAGUGUGUUAGAUCAAAUAAAUAAAUUCACUUCUGAUAUUUCUGAUAUGUUGAAAGAAACAAAAGUAACUGCUAUUGAUAAUGACGAAAACAAUUUGCUUGAAAAAACUAUUGAUUUUCUUAAGCAGAUGCCAAUACAGUUAGAAAAGAUGACGCAUGAGGGGCUAAAAAAUCUCGCUGAUGAUUUACUUACAACUAUCAAGAAUAAAGCAGCUGAUUUAUCGCCAAAAUCAAUGUCAAGAAAUACUAAGGAUACUCUGUAUGAAAAUAUUUCAACUUGGUGCGAUGAUCUCCCUAUAUUUGAAGGGAACACACCAGAAGAGAAGGAAAGAGCGAAUAAUUUGAAACAAAGUCUUGUGAGUCGGCUAGUUAACAAAAUUGGUGAGCUGAAUAUGAAUCCUGAAAUAUUGAAUGAUGAUUUUCUUUAUGAACAUUUGCUAGAAGAAGAAAUUGAAGAUUUAUUAAGUGACUUACCACCAAGUCCAGAAAUACAAAAUAAUUUUGAAUCUAUUAAGAAGAAUCUUAUGACAAAAAUAAUAGAAGGCAAGAAAAAAACUCAGGAUGAAUUAGCAGGACAAACUUAUAAGCAACAAUUACGAGAUACAAUAUCAAAAUCUUUGCCUUUUGACGUCAGCUUAGAUUCUGAUGGACCAGAAGCUUUUCAAGUGCUAGUUGACAAUUUGGCGGACGCAUUCGUAGAUUUACAUUUUGUGACUGAUGACGAAGAACAACAGGCAAAAUAUAAAAAUAAAAUUGCUGAUGAAAUCACUAAAUAUUGCAACAAUUUCUUAAAGCAUCACCCUGAAGCUCCUAUAGAUGCUGUUAAAAUAAAUCAAGAUUUGUAUAGUGCUUUGAAAAACAUACCAACACCUAAAGAUGAUAUUAUGAGAUCUGAAGCUGAACAUGUAAGAAUUAAAGACGAGAUAAGUAAUUGGAUAAAAGAUCUACCUUUAAUUGAAGGUUCUGGUCCUCAACAAGUUCAAAAAAAUAAAAUGGCUUCGGUUUUGGCAAAGAAACUCCUUGAAAUAGAGACAAACCCAGAAAUAGAUUAUGAAGAAAAGGCAGAAAAAGGAAUAUUGAAAUUUCUGAAGAAACUACCAAUAAAACCUGGAAGAGAAGCAGAUACCGAUAAAAUGGUUAAACAAUUAAUAGAUAAACUUAAGAGUUCCGAAAAGUCGAGAAAAAUAAGUGCUUCAAUUACAAGACACCCUAUUGAUUUGAGCCCUGACUCCGAUGUGAUAGAUUCAAGUGCUCGAGGUUCCGCUGAAUCUUCUGACGAACAUCAUCCUUCUCAUCAACAACAAAAAACAAGGCCUUGCAAAAACUUAUUAUGUCUUAAUAGAUUUCCAAAGAGCACUUUGAGUACAGACGACAGGGCACAUUUAGAAAGAAUCAGAAUUAGAUCUCGACCAUCACCAUGCCGGUUACAUAGAGAGCGUAGUUGCAAAGAUGCUUCAGUUAAUCCUGUCCCAGUAGAUGUCGCAAGUCAAACAGAUGUGUGUCCAAAUAUUUCAAGCAUAUGCCCGAGCGUAUCAUGUAGACCUUCUCCAUGUUCACAACAGGAUGAAGUGUGCCCACAAGUAAUUAUCAAAGAAUACCUUUGGGAUUCAUGUACUUCUAAACUAAUCGGCCCUGUGUACAGACUGCCUUGCGUAGAAGUAGACACAUCAAGUUCUUCCAUGCCGACGGCACAAAGACCUUUACAAAAAUCUGUUAGUAUACAGCCAAGUCCAUCCGUGAUUCCAGAAAGACCUUGUGCUCCACCAAACGUAGUGUCGACUCCAAGACCGUGUAUAAGAUCUCCAUGCCCAUCCCCACACCAGUUAACUCCAAAACCUUGCGUAAAUUUACCAAAAUCUGUAAUUUCAUCGUUACCUUCAAACAUUUGUACUAAUCGUUCAGUAAAUACAACUCCUUGUGAACCAGUUUCUCCUUGCCGUCCUCAAGAGAUGCCAUAUUGUACAACUCCAAGGCGGCCUGUGCGUCCAAGAGACUUUAACAUGCCAUUCAGACAACCAUGUUUUCAACCCAGUUUCUCAAAACCCUGCAGUCCGGUAGAGACUGAGAGUGACGCAGAACCAAGUCGAUGUUUCCCGCGGGUCAUCAACCUCGGAUCCUUUGACAUCCCAAAAAGUCCUUGCCAGAACACCUGUCGGAGACGCAGGAUAAUACAAGAGGAGGAACAUCUAUCUGAUUAUAAUAACUGUCAGGAUUAUAGACGGAAGAUACAUAGAAUGCAAAGCAAACCAUGCCAAUGUGAUAAUCGCAGGCCGAGGAACGUUUGCAGACAUAGAUCUAUCCACACGCCAUGCAGAUUCAACGAGAACGUUAGAAAGUGCUCUAAAUGUUGUGGAUUGCCGUGCCCACACCCUAUGGGAAUAUUUUUUAGAUAA